AUGGCGUUGAACGCUCUUGAAGGUUUGGGUUUAGCCAAGCCCAUAACCACUAUGAUUACGAUGAUGAUGCAGAAAAAACCUGCGGUUCUAUACCACUAUCCAUGCCCAGACGGCGCUUUUGCAGCUUUAGCAGCUCACCUCUUCUUCUCUGCUGCUUGUCUUCUGGUGAUGUUCUUCCCCAACACUGUCUACAACCCCAUCGCUUCCAAUCAGCUCCCUCUGGCCGUAAUCAGCGAUAUUUACCUUCUAGACUUCGUGGAUCCAUCUGGGUUUGUUCAGGAAACCUCUUCCAAGUUCGAUGUGGGUUUGAACUUUGAAUCCAUCCUUGUUCAAGCAGUUGUUUUGUUUGAAUUUGGAGGAUGUAAUCAGUCAGGGAUUGGCCAGCUUAUCCUAAAAGCAGGAAAUGAUUCUUUCGGUCAAUCAUAUGAGAUUGCUCUUGUGAGUGGCGCAUUUGGACAUUGCCUGGCUGUGAAUGCUGAUUCUGUAUCGGAGUUGAGGAGGGAACUUGUUCAUCAAUUAGCCAAGAAAAGCCGUAAUCUAAAGUGGAGCUAUGCAGAACAACCUGAUGAUCAUAUUUGCCCUGCAUCUUCAUGUGGAAAUAUACCCAAUAUAAGCUACCCUUUUCGGCUCCAAACCGAUCCACCAAACUGCGGGAAGAAAAGGUAUGAACUAUCUUGUGAGAAUAACAACCGUUCUACUGUCUUAAACUUGUAUUCCGGAAAAUACCAUGUCCAUGCAAUCAAUUACAAUAACUACACAAUUCGACUGGCGGAUUUCAAUAUUGACAAGGCUAAUUGCUCCGCGGUACCUCCUUACUCUUUGUCCAUUUAUAACUUCACUUACAAAGAUCCAUAUUUAACUAGCAUGGAUACAGACAGUGAAUCAUAUUCACUCUCAGAAGAUUUAACAUUCGUCAAGUGUGAAAAUUCAGUUGAGUCUCCUCUUUACAUACGUACUGAUCCGUGCAUUAAUAGUAGUGGUGCUGCUAGCACUACCUUAUCCAGAGAGGAAUACUACUCUUAUGUGAAGGUUGGUGGAACAUAUACAUCGGAGUUAGAGGAUUCUUGCCGUAUAGAACUUAUGGUUAUGAUCACAUCACGACUGCAGAGAAUUUGGGAAAACAGAAGCACCAACAUUUCCUACAAAAACAUACACAAUCAACUUGUAUACGGCUUUGAGCUUUCAUGGUCCUCGAGUUUUGCUGAAGAUCAUAUCGUGGAUUGCUGUUAUGGCCGCCCUGACUGGAGUACUAGUAUUCCGACCAUUGCUCAAAUUUGCCUGCUCGUCCUCUGCGUGGUCCUAUCGAGCGUUGGGUUGAGCAGGCUUCUAUUAGCAGUUGCAUCUCAUACCUACAAAUUGCGAAGGCAACAUUUAUCAAUGUGUAACAUUAUUGAAGAAUUCUUACAAGCUAACAAUGAUCUUAUGCCUAUAAGUUAUUCUUACUCCGAAAUUAGAAAGAUGACCAAGGGUUUCAAGCACAAACUAGGUGAAGGAGGUUAUGGUUCUGUUUAUAAAGGAAAGCUUCGUAGUGGACGUUUUGUAGCAAUCAAGAUGUUAGAGAAAUCCAAGGCUAAUGGGCAAGAAUUCAUCAAUGAAGUUUCUACCAUUGGAAGGAUUCACCAUGUCAAUGUCGUGCAGCUUGUUGGCUUUUGUGCUAAGGGAUCAAAACGUGCUCUUGUAUACGAUUUUAUGCCUAAUGGAUCUCUUGACAAAUAUCUUUUUUCUGAAGAAGGAAUUAACUCCUUAGAUUGUACGACAAUGUGUGAAAUCUCAUGUGGAGUGGCUUGUGGUAUUGAAUAUCUUCAUCGAGGAUGCAACAUGCAAAUUCUGCAUUUUGAUAUUAAGCCGCAUAACAUUCUUUUGGAUGAGAAUUUCAUUCCAAAGGUUUCUGAUUUCGGGCUUGCAAGAUUAUCCCCAUUAGGCAAUAGCAUUGUCUCUCUUACCGCAGCAAGAGGAACCAUGGGAUACAUAGCUCCAGAGUUGUUUUACAAGAAUAUUGGAGCAGUUUCUAACAAAGCAGAUGUUUAUAGUUUCGGAAUGCUAUUGAUGGAAAUGGCUAGUAGAAGAAAGAAUUUGAAUGCACGUGCAGAACAUACAAGUCAAAUUUACUUUCCUUCAUGGAUUUAUGAUCAAAUCAAGGAAGGAAACGAGGUUGAAAUGGGUGAUGCAACAGAUGAUGAAUCAAAAAUAAGAAAGAAGAUGAUUAUAGUUGCAUUGUGGUGUAUACAGAUGAAUCCAAAUGAUCAACCAACAAUGAACAGAGUCAAAAAGAUGCUUGAAGGAGAUGUUGAAAGCCUACAAAUGCCUCCAAAGCCUUUUCUAUGUCCACAAGAAAUGCCUCUAAAUGAUGAAGGAUUGAAAUCAAAUUCAAGAUACUCAACGCCAGCUUCAGAUGAUGAAUCCAAACAGAUUAGUGAGAUUGUAGAAUUACAUUAAAAGAUGUUGCUAAUAACAGUUGGUUUGUUGUUUUCACAUUUUCUAUGAGAAAUGUGCUUUCUAUGAGAAACGUGCUUCAUAUAUCGUUUAAUUUAAUUACUAUUUGGGAAUCAGAUUCUCAUUUAAGGUGUGAUAAAACUUUGUAUUAAAUUAAUCUUUUCCUUUCUAGAUACAGAGUAAAUUUAUGUUCGGUGAUGAUUUGGAUUGGUGGAAUAAAAAUUU
Messenger RNA from Ziziphus jujuba (common jujube), 2658 nucleotides. Its product is annotated as rust resistance kinase Lr10-like. Lineage: Eukaryota; Viridiplantae; Streptophyta; Magnoliopsida; Rosales; Rhamnaceae. Gene Ontology annotation, biological process: protein phosphorylation. Bases 1 to 2436 code for a protein of 811 amino acids. Gene Ontology annotation, molecular function: ATP binding; protein kinase activity; polysaccharide binding. The record is from RefSeq and is a predicted model, not a curated record. The transcript is spliced from 8 exons.